AUGGUGCCUGGCGAGGACAACCAGUUUGUUCCAAAAGAGGGGAUAUUUGGGAGUUGCAGACAGGUGAUUUUUGAUAAGAUGAAGAGACGAUGUCAGCAGAUACAGAAUGCAGCAGAUGAGCUGAGAGUGCUGUGCAUAAUUCAGGACACCACCAGUGCAAAGACAGUAACUGAAAAGCUGACUCUCAAUCUGCCUGCCUCGACCACAAUAUCCAAACUUCAUGAAGACGUGGCACAUAAAGCGGGAUAUGUUCCUGCUACUUUUCAGCUUGUGUGGGGAAAUAUUCCAGACACGCCAUCACUGGACCACACCAGUGAUAUGUCCCUGGUAAACUCUGGGUUUGAACCUGGGGGAAAGAGGAAUUACCUACAUUUAACCGACAAAGAUGGAGAGCAGCCACACAUUGCAUCGGAAGAGUCGAGAGGAGCCGAAAGUAGCGAGCUGGAAGACAGUUCUCAGGAGCGCUUUAUUGGACCUUUACCUAGAGAUGGCACUGUGGGAUGCAGUGGUGAUUACAGCAGCCCAUCAUAUUCCUACUCUUCCAUCCUCAACAAGUCUGAAACAGGUUAUGUUGGUUUAGUGAACCAGGCUAUGACCUGCUAUUUGAACAGCCUUCUCCAGACACUGUUUAUGACUCCAGAGUUCAGAAAUGCACUGUACAACUGGGAGUUUGAAGAGUUGGAAGAGGACCCAGUUACCAGCAUUCCAUAUCAGCUGCAGCGGUUGUUUGUUCUGCUUCAGACGAGUAAGAAACGUGCUAUUGAGACUACUGAUGUGACCCGAAGUUUUGGUUGGGACAGCAGCGAAGCAUGGCAACAACACGAUGUGCAAGAGCUAUGCAGGGUUAUGUUCGAUGCUCUUGAGCAAAAGUGGAAGCAGACAGAGCAGGCCGAUCUGAUCAACCAGCUGUACCAGGGGAAAUUGAAGGAUUAUGUUCGUUGUUUGGAGUGUGGCUAUGAGAGCUGGAGGAAUGAUACUUACCUGGACAUUCCGCUUGUAAUUAGACCCUUUGGAGCCAGCCAGGCCUACUGCAGUGUGGAGGAAGCUUUACAGGCAUUUAUUCAGCCUGAAACCUUGGAUGGACCCAAUCAAUACUUUUGUGAGCGUUGCAAGAAAAAAUGUGAUGCCCGGAAGGGUCUGAGAUUUCUGCACUUUCCUUACCUGCUGACACUCCAACUUAAACGCUUUGACUUUGACUACACCACUAUGCAUCGCAUUAAACUCAAUGACCGCAUGACUUUUCCAGAGGAACUUGAUAUGAGUCCGUUCAUUGAUGUAGAAGAUGAGAAGUCCCCCCAGACUGAGAGUUGUACAGAUAGUGGAGCAGAGAAUGAAGGUAGUUGCCACAGUGACCAGAUGAGCAAUGAUUUUUCCACUGAUGACUGUGUGGAUGAAGGCAUCUGCCUGGACAGUAAUAGCAGCAGCACAGAAAGGGUGUUGAAACCAAAGAACAUGCUGACCUAUGAGCUGUUUUCUGUCAUGGUUCAUUCGGGAAGUGCUGCUGGGGGGCACUACUACGCCUGCAUCAAGUCCUUCAGUGAUGGCCAAUGGUAUAGCUUUAAUGAUCAGCAUGUUAGUAAGAUCACCCAAGAUGAUAUUAGAAAAACAUUUGGUGGUUCCUCAGGAAGCAGGGGCUACUAUUCAAGCGCUUUUGCUAGUUCAGCAAAUGCAUACAUGCUGAUUUACAGAUUAAAAGAUCCCAUAAGGAAUGCAAAGUAUUUAGCUGUGGAAGACUUCCCAGAGCACAUAACACGUGUGGUACAAAAAGAAAAGGAGUCCGAGGAGCAAGAGAAGAGGCAAAGGGAGAUUGAGCGCAACACUUGUAAGAUCAAGCUCUUCUGCAUGCAUCCAGUGAAGAUGAUGAUGGAGAGCAAGCUUGAAGUGCAUAAAGACAAAACUCUCAGUGAAGCAACAGAGAUGUCCUACAAGUUGAUGGAGCUCCAAGAGGUGGUUCCUCUAGACUGUUGUCGACUGGUGAAAUAUGAUGAGUUUCAUGAGUAUCUGGAGCAAUCUUAUGAAGGGGAGGAGGACACGCCGAUGGGACUACUGCUUGGAGGGGUCAAAUCCUCGUACAUGUUUGACUUGCUUCUAGAGAUGCGAAGACCAGAGCAAGUCUUUCAGCCAUACAAACCCGGAGAAGUGAUGGUGAAAGUUCAUGUUGUCGAUCUGAAAAGUGAGAUCAUAGCUUCUCCUGUCAGUGUUCGGGCAUACCUGAACCAGACGAUCACUGAAUUCAAGCAGCUUAUUGCACAGGCUACAGGGCUAUCUGCAGAGACCAUGCGUGUGGUCCUAGAGCGCUGCUACAAUGACCUACGACUACUCUAUGUACCCAACAAAACACUGAAAUCUGAAGGUUUCUUCCGAAGUAACAAGGUUUUUGUGGAGAGCUCGGAGACAAUAGAUCAUCAGGUUGCAUUCACUGACUCACUCUUAUGGAAACUUUUGGACCGUCAUGGAAAUACAAUCCGGCUCUUAGUUUUACUUCCCCAACAGUCUCCUGGCACUUUGGCUAAUAGGACUCUUUGCCAAAAGACAGGAAGUGACUCUGAUGGGCCCUUAGAUGAUUCAAAGGGCAACAGCAAGUCUGUAGAGGCUAUCCUGGAGGAAAGUACAGAAAAGUUAAAGAACUUGUCUCUGCAGCAACAGCAGGGAUCCAACAGUGACAGCCAGAAGAGCUCUGACACCAGUGACUUUGAACACAUAGAGUCUCCCACUCAAGAAGCAGAUGCAAACUCUUCCAUGUGUGUUGCUGUGGACAACAGAGAGCUGGAGAACCGGAUCAAGGCCACACCAGGUAGUGGCGUUUCUGACGCAGAGACAGUGUUUGCCUCUGAAGAACGCUCUGACUCGGAGGUCAUUAAUGACCGCAGCACUAGCUCAGUUGACAGUGACAUCUUGAGCUCCAGUCACAGUAGUGACACACUGUGUAAUGCAGAAAGUGGACCCAUCCAACUGGCCAAUGGCUUAGACUCUCACAGCAUCACAAGCAGCCGACGCUCUAAAGCCCAUGAGGGCAAAAAGGAAACUUGGGACACGGCUGAAGAAGACUCAGGAACAGACAGCGAGUAUGAUGAUAAUGGAAAGUGCAAAGCUGAGGCCCAGUACCUCUACUUCAAAGCAGAGCCUUGCUCUCAUGAUGAUUCCACGUGGGACACACAAAAAUGCUUGGUGGUUCAUGUGGAUAAAAGGAUAACAUUAGCUGCCUUUAAAGUGAACCUGGAGCCUUACGUGGGAGUCCCCUCGACACAAUUCAAAGUUUUCAGAGUCUAUGCCAACAACCAGGAGUUUGAGAGUGUGCGUCUGAAUGAAACUCUUUCAUCCUUCUCGGAUGACAACAAGAUUACCAUAAGACUUGGAAGAGCGCUUAAAAAAGGUGAAUACCGAGUGAAGGUCUAUCAACUUCUUGUGAAUGAAGCAGAGCCUUGCAAGUUCCUGAUGGAUACAGUGUUUGCAAAGGGCAUGACAGUCAGACAGUCCAAAGAAGAACUCCUUCCUCAGUUAAAAGAGCAAUGCAAGCUUGACCUCAGCAUUGACAGAGUUCGUCUCAGGAAAAAGACCUGGAAGAAUCCAGGCACUGUGUUUCUGGACUACCAUAUCUACGAGGAGGACAUUAGUAUCUCUUCCAACUGGGAGGUGUUUCUGGAAAUUCUCAAUGAACCAGAGAAAAUGAAGUCGAUGUCACAGUUGGCAGUUCUGACUCGAAGGUGGAGUCCGGCCACAAUGAAACUUGGUUCUUUCCAGGAAGUAAUUCUGGAAAGUAGUGGUGUAGAGGAACUGAAAGAAAAGCUAAGCCAACUCAGUGAUAUUCCUCUGGAAAAUCUAGAGUUUGCAAAGGGAAGAGGGACAUUUCCUUGCGACAUCUCUGUGCUGGAAAUUCACCAUGAUUUGGACUGGAACCCCAAAGUCUCUACUCUUAAUGUGUGGCCUCUCUACAUCUGUGAUGACGGCGCUGUGGUCUUCUUCAGGGACAGCACAGAGGAGCUGUUGGAGCUGUCUGAAGAUGAACGCAGUGAGCUAAUGAAGAAGGAAAGCAGCCGUUUGCUGAAGACUGGGCAGCGCGUCAGCUACUCCCCACGCAAAGAGAAGGCCCUAAAGAUCUACCUGGACGGAGGCCCUUCCAAAGACACGGGGCAGGACUAA
Molecule: messenger RNA, 4140 nt
Organism: Knipowitschia caucasica
Lineage: Eukaryota; Metazoa; Chordata; Actinopteri; Gobiiformes; Gobiidae
Source: the annotation of a GenBank genome assembly